AGGACAAGCCCGAGGAACCAAAAGCGUCCCCUCAUGUGGAUGAACCCCCUAAGCAGGCAGAGCCUAAGGCUUCGACUUCAUGCGAGCCUACUGUUCAGGAGGUUGUGCGCACUGUGACGCGCACCUUGCCUGAGGCUGCUGAGACCGGUGUUGCGUCGAAGGUGGACGCCGUGUCCACACCGGAAGCCCCUGCGCCCACGCAACCCAACUCCGCACCAAGUGAGCCUACUAAGCCUGCUGCGCAGUCUAACCCCACUCACGAGGCAGCGGCCUCGACGAGCCCUUUCAGCCCUAACUUGGACGAAGCCCACCACGUUCCGGGCUCCGAGCCAUCUGCGACCAGUGUCCUGCAGAGUGGUAUGACAACUGCCGCUCCCGCACCGACGGAGCCGGUUGUCAUGGACCAGAUCGCCUCAAGUAUCACCAUUCAACAGGACUCCACUUUCCAUGUGAUCCCAGUUUACGUUCCCGCGUCCUCUGCCACGUCUUUCUCGUCGCAGGCCGUUCCUACCGGCACCGCGAGCAUCCCCAGCCCCCACUCUACGGGCGUAGACGCCUACCAACCCACACUCCGCUCCAACCUUCCUCCGGCCGCGCCGUCCGCCUCAUCCACUGGUGUUCUCUUCACGGGGGCUGGAGCACCUCUGCCCGCGCCUCACGCUGGCGUCUUUUCCAUCUUCUAUGGUCUUGUGGCUCUCUUGGCAUUGAUUCUGUAAAGGUAUGGAGACGUCUAGGCCAGAUCGAUCCAAGUGUGGG
Messenger RNA from Aspergillus homomorphus CBS 101889, 756 nucleotides. RefSeq lists its product as uncharacterized. The transcript is spliced from 2 exons. NCBI's taxonomy places the organism in Eukaryota, Fungi, Ascomycota, Eurotiomycetes, Eurotiales, Aspergillaceae. The record is from RefSeq and is a predicted model, not a curated record. The annotation marks the transcript as partial.